AUGGCGCCGGCCUUCGCCAUCUUGGCCUCCGAUGAUGCUGGCGCCAAGGUGGCCGGCAAGAACUCCGCGGCGGCAGGCAUCCAACUGUUCCAGAUGUUCUCCUCCACAUCAGCAUUGCUGGGGCUGAGUCGUUCCGCAGACUACUCGGCGAGCAAUGCAAACCUGAACUGCCUCAUCAACUUCCGCCGAACCAAUGCCAUCAACGGACAAAGCAACAUGUGGGGUGAGAUCCAGGGCACCGGCCUGGCGGGUGGCGGUACAGGAGCCGCCGGUCGUCACGGCGACACCAGCCAAGGUGCUACGGCAGCUUCUGAGGCGUACACCCCAGAAGGCCUCCCCAGAAAGCUUCCAAAGACACCAGAGCCGGACUUUGUCAGCAAGUAUCCUCCCUCCUACUACCACCGGGAUCCGGCCCGGGCCGAUCUCACCUUGUCCAUGCGCGAAGCCUCGAACCCCACUGAGAUGCAGCACAAGACCAACUUCUCAUCCAUGGAGAAGGAGGGAUUCGCGGCUGUGCGAGGCCUGCAGGUGAGCCUGAAGACCAAGGAAAAAGAUGACAAGGUCUUGCUGAUCGCGAACCUGCCGACUUCAACGCAGGAGCAGCAUGACGGCGUCUCCUGGGCCUUGAAGCGCGGUGAACAGACACUUGGGCCAGUGCACACGACUUGGACCCACGAUCUGGGAAGAGUUGACGGCCUGUGUUUGCCUUGGCUCGACAGCCCGGGGCGUGCCGGUCUGGACUGUGAGUAUUCCGUCUGCGGCCGCCUAAAGGGCAGCGUGCAGCUCUCUCAGCAGAACGAGCGGCGGCAGCUGGCGGCUGUACUUCUGCAGAACGUGCAGGUUGCAAGCGCCGAGAGCUGCGAGGCAAUGGCAGUGCAGCCGGGCCGAUGGUACGAUGUGCCGGGGCUCAAUCAGAUCUCCUACACCAACAAGGGUGAGAAGGUUUUGGUUUUCUGCACGAUCCGCUACACAGCUCUCUGGUCAGACGAGAUGACACGAGGGAGGUUCUCCAUCUUCCGCGACGGGCAGGCUCUUGAUCCGGAACAUUUCGGACUUCAGUCGGUCCGCUCAAUGCAAAAGGGCCUGAAGCGCGUCGCAGUCAUGACUGUGAUGGAUGAUCCCCAAGAGGGCCCGCACCUUUACGAGGUCAGGGCAGCAGUGACGGCUGAAGAGGGAGAGACUCGCGUCUGCCACCUCGACGCCGCACCGAGACAGCUGGGGCUCUUGAGGUUGCCCGGCAGCUCCGUCUCCGGACCGUACAGGAUGAAGGCGGCGUCGGUGGUGGAGGAGGACCAGUGGACCGAGCUUCCUGGGCUUUCGGCCACUGUGACGACCACCAAGGCGCACCAGAAGGUGUUGCUUGUGUGGAGCACGAACUUCAACCCCGAUGGCCUGACCUAUGAAUCCUAUUUCACAGUUAUGCGAUCUAGCCUUGGCGGGCCCAUGCGAAAUCUAGGUAGUGACAGCCAGGGACUUUGGUCAGUCUCAAGUGAGGCGGCUGGGUCAAGUGAGUAUCCAGCAUCCAUGAGCAUCGACUCACCAGGCAUUGGGACGUACACCUACACAGUGCACUGCCGCACUCGGCGGUGUGGCAGCCUCACUGAGCCGAUGCGUGUGGAAGUUGGUCCGGAUGGCCACAUCGCCGCGGUUCUGCUGAAUGCCAAGUUUGCCGACAGUCGAAACGUGGUCGAAAUGAUGGGCAAGGAGAUGGAUGCAGCCCGGUCUGAGCAGUAG
This is a messenger RNA of Symbiodinium sp. CCMP2592, 1734 nucleotides long. The record is from the annotation of a GenBank genome assembly. Lineage: Eukaryota; Dinophyceae; Suessiales; Symbiodiniaceae.